Carcharodon carcharias (great white shark) is the source of this 455-nucleotide messenger RNA. RefSeq names its product 40S ribosomal protein S25-like. The transcript has 2 exons. Gene Ontology annotation, cellular component: cytosolic small ribosomal subunit. Bases 59 to 349 code for a protein of 96 amino acids. The record is from RefSeq and is a predicted model, not a curated record. Gene Ontology annotation, molecular function: structural constituent of ribosome. Lineage: Eukaryota; Metazoa; Chordata; Chondrichthyes; Lamniformes; Lamnidae.
CCUAGGCUGCCAGAGCAGGGGCUCUUCCUUUUCGUCUUGGACAUCUUGAAGCGACAACAUGUCUCCUAAAGAUGACAAAAAAAAAGAUGGGGGCAAAAAGGAUAAAGAUCCAGUAAACGAGACUAGAGGCAAGGUCAAGAAGAAACGGUUGGAAGGAAAAGUAAGGGACAAUCUAAACAACUUGAUCCUGUUUAACAAAGCCACAUAUGAUAAACUUUUGAAAGAGGUACCAAACUAUAAGCUCAUCAUGCCUGCAGUCAUCUCUGAAAGACUAAAGAUCAGAGGUUCUCUGGCCAGGGUUGCCCUACAGGAUCUGCUUACGAAAGGUACGAUCAAACUGGUGUGUUAACACAGAGCACAGGUAAUUUACACACGAAACACCAAGGGGAUGCACCUGCUGCUGCAGAUGGCAUGUGAACAGGUUCUGGAGUGGAUCCCAAGUGAGGAUAUUUAGA